This is a messenger RNA of Ostrinia furnacalis (Asian corn borer), 1712 nucleotides long. Its product is annotated as retinol dehydrogenase 13-like. The transcript has 6 exons. Lineage: Eukaryota; Metazoa; Arthropoda; Insecta; Lepidoptera; Crambidae. The coding region runs from base 125 to 1084 and encodes 319 amino acids. The record is from RefSeq and is a predicted model, not a curated record.
UUGAGGUUAUCACGGCAUAGUAGUUGGUUUUGUUUCACAUUUCUUGAAUAAAUUUCUUUAAGUUUCGGCUAUCCGAUCGAUUAAUUUUUGUGCCUUCCCUGAUUAAAAUAAAAGAAAAGAAAAUAUGCCUUUCUUCAGUGGACGUUGUUUGAGUGGGGCCAAAUUGAUUGGCAAAACUGCAAUAGUGACUGGAUGUAACACAGGGAUAGGAAAAGAGACUGCCCUGGAAUUUUACAAAAGAGGUGCUAAAGUAAUAAUGGCUUGUCGCAGCCUAGAGAGAGCAGAAGAGGCAAAAACAUACAUAGAAAAAGCUUGCAAUAAUCUUUCUGAUACUGGUAAACUGGUGAUUAUGAAAUGUGAUCUGUCAUCUUUGAAGUCUGUCCGAGAGUGUGCCCAGGAAAUCUUGGAUACAGAACCACAGAUUAACAUUUUAGUUAACAAUGCUGGUGUCAUGAUGUGUCCCAAAGGUGAAACAGAAGAUGGUUUUGAAAUCCAGUUUGGCACUAAUCACCUGGCACAUUUUCUUCUGACAAUGAUGCUGCUGCCCAGAAUUAGAAAUAGCACACCAGCACGAAUCGUAACCGUCUCAUCUAAAGCUCAUACACGGUAUGGGAUAAAUUUAGAAGACCCCAAUUACAAGAAUAGAUCCUACAGUCCUGCAGAGGCAUACAGCCAAAGCAAGCUUGCAAAUGUAUUAUUUUCAAGGGAGUUGGCUACUAAAUUGAAGGAGCAUAAUAUAGAUGGAAUCCACACAUACUGCUUACAUCCUGGAGUGAUCAAAACUGAGUUAGGUCGUCACUUAAAUGAAAGCCUAUUUUGGGGUGCCCAGGUUAUCAUUGGAACUGUUUUACGUCCAUUUAUGAAGACUCCAGAGCUGGGGGCACAGACUACCAUCUAUUGUGCUGUUGAUGAGAAAUGUGCAGAUGAAACUGGACUCUAUUACAGUGAUUGCGUCGUCACAAAACCGUCAAAAAGUGGGUUGAAUGAUGAACACGCCAAAAAACUAUGGGACCUCUCAGUUGACCUGGUGGGACUUGGAGACUUCAACCCUUUCACUGCCCAAGACCCUGGCUUGAAAAAAUAAAAAUAUACUCUUAUGCAAAAGAAGAGCGUCAUCACUUAUGCAAGUGUAAUCGUGAUUUAUCUCUAUGACAAAUGAAAAAUUUUAUUCUUCAGCACAAAUGUUAUGAAGUAAUUGAUGAUUGAAAGCAACAGGACUAUUCCCACCUCUCGUUCCUACCACUGCGACUCCUGUGUAGCCAGGAUCUACAGCUUGACUGCCAUAAAAACCCAACCAAUGAAGGUCAAGUUUGUCCCAGGGGAAAGUUAAACUGUGAUUGAAAGCAGAAGCGGGUGUGCGGCGGCGGGUCAAUUAACCCUUUAACUGGUAUAGAGAAAAAUAUUUGAUCAUCUUGUGACAUGAAUUCUACUACCACCAGUUAUAGUAAGCCUAUAACUGGUGGUAGUAGAAUUCAUGUCACAAUAUAAUUUAUGUUCAUAUCGCGAUCGCCAGUGAUGCUCUCCCAACCCACUCCCGCUUUCUGCCAUACCUGUGGCACUUUAUUACGAUUACUUUGUUACUUACGUUACAAUAUUAGAGAAAGUUUCGGGUUAAGCACAUCAUAGCAAUUAAAUGUUAAUGUUUUUUUAACCACUCUAAUCUGAUCACACAAGUUGUUUUCUGAUAAUGUAAGAGAGGUAAUAUCGGUGGU